Messenger RNA from Vittaforma corneae ATCC 50505, 732 nucleotides. RefSeq lists its product as uncharacterized. Gene Ontology annotation, cellular component: nucleus; proteasome core complex; proteasome core complex, alpha-subunit complex. Lineage: Eukaryota; Fungi; Microsporidia; Nosematidae. The record is from RefSeq and is a predicted model, not a curated record. The transcript has a single exon. Bases 1 to 732 code for a protein of 243 amino acids.
AUGCCAGAGUUGGAUUUUGGAAACAUUUACAGCUCGAAUGGGAAGAUAAUACAACACAGAUAUGCACAGAAGGCCAUUGAUGCAGGAUCUACAAUGAUAGCAAUGAAAAAUUCAAAAGGCGCAGUCUUGUUAGUCAGCAAACCUAUUGUUUCACGUCUUCAUGCUAUUGAUAAUGACCACAGGAUAAAAAGAAUAGCAGCAAACGCCUACAUGUCAUACACAGGCCUGUUGACGGAUGGUGCUCUAAUUUGUAGCAUAUGUAAGGACGCAGUACGAGACUAUGUAUCUAGCUUCAAUUCAGAUAUCACAACAGAAUAUUUAAAAAGUAUCAUUUUUGAGUAUGUCUACAUGUUUACAUCAAGCAUAGGAAGCAGGGUGAUCGGAGCAUCGCUGUUCACAAUUGUCAAGGAUGAAGACGAGUAUUCUCUUCUUUUUACAGAUUGCACUGGCAAGGUCUCGAGAUGGAAUGCUUGUGCGGCUGGAAAAGGCGAGAGACGGGCCUUUACAGAGCUCGAGAAGCUGAGCUUGGAGGACAUGAGUAUUCGGGAGAUGGUAGACCAAGGAAUAAAGAUCCUGCACAAGUGCCAUGACUCGUUGACUGAACCCAAGUUCAGCGUUGAGGCCGGAUAUAUUGGAAUCGAAUCAAAUGGGGAGUUUGCUAGAAUUCCUGAGUCUGAGAUAUCGCAAAUAUGUGAGAAGUACCAAGAUUUGAGCAUUGAUGAUGAAUAUUAA